AAAGCAUACAAAAAGGAAUUUCCAACAUUAGCACGUAUAUCAAGUAAUUAUUUGUCAAUUCAAGCUACUAGUAUAGCUUGUGAGCAGGCUUUUUUAGUUACAACAAAUACUAUAUUACAUAUUCGAAGCUAUUUUGAUCCAAAAACUUCAAGAGCAUUUUUAUAUGCUAAAA
Messenger RNA from Scutellospora calospora, 172 nucleotides. The record is from the annotation of a GenBank genome assembly. NCBI's taxonomy places the organism in Eukaryota, Fungi, Glomeromycota, Glomeromycetes, Diversisporales, Gigasporaceae.